Messenger RNA from Propithecus coquereli (Coquerel's sifaka), 1557 nucleotides. Its product is annotated as succinyl-CoA:3-ketoacid coenzyme A transferase 2, mitochondrial-like. Lineage: Eukaryota; Metazoa; Chordata; Mammalia; Primates; Indriidae. Gene Ontology annotation, molecular function: succinyl-CoA:3-oxo-acid CoA-transferase activity. Gene Ontology annotation, cellular component: mitochondrion. The record is from RefSeq and is a predicted model, not a curated record. Gene Ontology annotation, biological process: ketone body catabolic process. The transcript has a single exon. Bases 1 to 1557 code for a protein of 518 amino acids.
AUGGCGGCGCGGCGGCUCCUGGCGGCGGCGCUGGGGAGCUGCGUCCCCGCCGGCCGCGCGGGGCCCGCGCUGUCCCAGGGCUGCUUCCGGCGCAGCUUUGCCACCAGCCCCCGUCCCCGCGCCAGAUUCUACACCGACCCCGUGGAGAUGGUGAAGGACAUCUCCGAUGGGGCCACCAUCAUGGUCGGGGGCUUCGGGCUCUGCGGGAUCCCCGAGAACCUGAUCGCGGCGCUGCUCCGGACGCGCGUGAAGGACCUGAAGGUGGUCAGCAGCAACGUCGGGGUGGACGACUUCGGCCUGGGCCUCUUGCUGGCCACCAGGCAGAUCCGCCGCAUCGUGUGCUCCUACGUGGGCGAGAACGCGCUGUGCGAGAGCCAGUACCUGGCCGGCGAGCUGGAGCUGGAGCUGACGCCCCAGGGCACCCUGGCCGAGCGCAUCCGCGCGGGGGGCGCCGGGGUGCCCGCCUUCUACACGCCCACGGGCUACGGCACCCUGGUGCAGGAAGGGGGCUCCCCCAUCAGGUACUACCCAGACGGCCACCUGGCCAUCAUGAGCCAGCCCCGGGAGGUGAGGGAGUUCGGCGGCGAGCACUACCUGCUGGAGCGCGCCAUCAGGGCGGACUUCGCGCUGGUCAAGGGCUGGAAGGCUGACCGCCAGGGCAACGUGAUCUUCAGGAGGAGCGCCAGGAACUUCAACGCGCCCAUGUGCAAAGCUGCAGACGUCACGGCGGUGGAGGUGGAAGAAAUCGUGGAUGUGGGGACUUUCCCCCCAGAGGACAUCCACGUCCCUAGCAUUUACGUGGAUCGCGUGAUAAAGGGGGCGAAAUAUGAGAAAAGAAUCGAGCGGAUAAGGUUCCGCGAACAGCAGGCUGGAGAAGCCAAAGGCGGGGACGACACAAGGACACGCAUCAUCAAGCGGGCAGCUCUGGAGUUCGAGGACCGCAUGUACGCCAACCUGGGCAUCGGGAUCCCCCUGCUGGCCAGCAACUUCAUCAGCCCCAACAUGACCGUGCACCUGCACAGUGAGAACGGCAUCCUGGGCUUGGGCCCGUUUCCUCCGAAAGCUGAGGUCGAUGCGGAUCUCAUCAAUGCAGGCAAGGAGACAGUGUCCGUGUUCCCCGGGGGCUGUUUUUUCGCCAGCGAUGACUCAUUCGCUAUGAUCCGAGGGGGGCACAUCCACCUCACCAUGCUCGGAGCCAUGCAGGUGUCCAAGUACGGCGACCUGGCCAACUGGAUGAUUCCCGGCAAGAAGGUGAAAGGAAUGGGCGGUGCCAUGGAUCUGGUGUCCAGUCUCAAGACCAGAGUGGUGGUCACCAUGGAGCACUGUACGAAGAGCAACACCCCCAAGAUCAUGGACAAAUGCACCAUGCUGCUGACCGGGAAGCGCUGUGUGGACCGCAUCAUCACCGAGAAGGCCGUGUUUGACGUGCACAAGAAGAAGGGGCUCACGCUGGUGGAGCUCUGGGAGGGCUUGACCGUGGACGACAUCAAAAAGAGCACGGGGUGCGCCUUUGCCGUGUCCCCCAACCUCAGGCCCAUGCAGCAGGUGGCGCCCUGA